AUGGCUGCGCAUGCAUCAGGCUCAGGUGUCCGGCCUGGGGCGGCUUUUGGACCCGGGCAGCAGUUUUCGAGGAGCGACGUUUCUCUGUGCUCGAAAUUCUCAUCGGGGUCGGGCGGCGGCUUGGAUCGGGCGAUAGAUGCGGCGCGCGCCAACGAGGAGGGCCUAGAUAAUGACGAGGACUAUGAAAUGGAUGCAGAUGUCAGGUUUCUGCGCUCUGGCAUCUCCAUUGACAGUUCUGAGGCCCGCUCCCUGCGCUCCUUCUCCCUGACAACCCCCUUUGCCGCGCCGCAGCUGCAGACCGUCGCCUCACGAGAGAUCGCACCGCACCUACUGCGUGACCUCUUACCUGCGGGGGAGUCCCUGUCCCUGGAUGAGCAGGACCUGUACAAGCAUCUUGUGAUGGAACUCCAGUCAGACGGCACUCUGUCCUCCGAAAUCUCUGAGCUUCUAACCGAGCUCCAGAUGAGCUCGUCCAAUGCAUCGUCUAUCGGUGUCAGCGACGACCAGGUGGAGGCGCAGAGGGAGAAGGUGGUGGAAGUUGUGCAGAAGCUCAAAUCCCGGCUACCGGCGGACAAAGCCGCGCAGCUCAGCUCCUUUGAUAGCUAUGGGCUGUUGGACCUGCCGUUGUUUGCAGCAGCGGCGCGCCUGGGCUUUGCAGCCGUUAAGCGCGUCCUGCAAUUUGAGUAG
Messenger RNA from Coccomyxa subellipsoidea C-169, 687 nucleotides. RefSeq lists its product as hypothetical. Bases 1 to 687 code for a protein of 228 amino acids. The transcript has 5 exons. The record is from RefSeq and is a predicted model, not a curated record. NCBI's taxonomy places the organism in Eukaryota, Viridiplantae, Chlorophyta, Trebouxiophyceae, Coccomyxaceae.